Molecule: messenger RNA, 2735 nt
Organism: Rhopalosiphum maidis (corn leaf aphid)
Lineage: Eukaryota; Metazoa; Arthropoda; Insecta; Hemiptera; Aphididae
Exons: 10
Coding region: 569-2206 (545 amino acids)
Source: RefSeq, a predicted model, not a curated record
UGCAGUUCACCCGGCGCAUCGUCGUCACUCUCCUAGUCACCUCGCACUCGUUGCCCGUAGAUGCCAGUGCUCGUUGCUCACGAUUCGCUCGUCACUUGUGAAACGGUCGUCGGACAGUGCGCGUCAGCUGUGUUCCAGGUCUCGGCAGAACGAUUUUAGCGACGAAUAAUAAAAUUAAUAACAAUAAUUAAACAGACGACAUUCAUCCCGCUGGCUAAAACUCGGUAGAUAGCUAGCUGGUUUUAGUAUCAAGUGGCUCUGUGACCCGCGUCUGUGCGUACCUACGUCACUCGCCUACGCGCCCACACUUCUUUGGUAAUCGAUUCUUCGGCCGAGCCGUUCUCAGUAUCUACCUGCUGCAAUAUUUGAGGCGAAUUCUGCGCAUUUCGACGAUCCACUACGUUUAGGCAGUCGGCACGAAUAAUAGUCCUUUACUCCGUCGUCACACGACUACAGAGCGCAGUCAACGUUUCGAACACUUAUUAUCUACUUGUCACGAGCGCAACCGUUCGCCGUCGAUAAUUUUUCAUUUCGUCUUAGAGAUUCUUUAUUUGGCUACAUUUCUAUAAUGGAAGGUGUAAAUGCCGAUAUCAUGCAAUCUGGUUUGCAACGUCUGUGGGCCAAACGUCAGGGUACGAUCUUAGGUCAUGUGCAUGAAAUUCGGGAUGAAAUAUUGGACCAGGGUCAAUGUGCAUCAUCAUUUGAUAACCAGCCAACUGAUGGAGAAUUACUUGGGGACAGAGUCAAGUCUAGGGAUGAAGCUCGUUACUUGGAAAAAGAGCUUGCUGAUACCUCUGGUCCAGAAAAAAUCAGUGUUUCAUCUACAUUCAGCAGCUUAACAACUACAAAUUUAAAAAAUUCUGAUUGGAGUAUUGAAGAAACUUCUGUGGUUAACCUGGAUGGAGCUGAGCUCAAUGAUUUUCCUGCUAAAUAUUCAGUUCCAUUAUUACGGCCAUAUGAGUUUGCUGCUGUCGGUGUUUGGAUCCAUCCAAAUAUUGUGCCUGGAUUUAAAUAUAAAGUCCGUCCCAUUGAAAAUAAAGAGCGUACAAGAUUCUUAUUUGAUAACAGAGCAUUGGAAUUAAUGAGCAUUGGCCGUGGUUAUUCUAGACGAUUAACAUUUGAAGCUAGUCCAGGAUUAUUGAAUGACAACGAAAAUUAUUUUUGGACUGAUUCCAUGCCUUCUGGUUAUGCAUUUCAAGUGCAUGUUGUGUCUGUUGGAGACAACUUCACUGUUUUUGAUGCAAACAAUGUUGCUGUGGCUACAAUAGAAGUCACUAAAAUCCCGAAUGCUCAGAGAGAAGUCAAUCAUGAAGUAAUAAAAAAUGGAGAGGUGAGGAAAAAUGUAGAAGUCAGCAUGUUGUGUAAAGUAGAUUGGUUCUAUAAAGAAGAUUCAUCUGCAAUAACACCAGUUACUGGUAUUGCUAUAGCUUCUAAGCUACCACGUGGAUCAGCGAAGCUUAUUAAGAUAUUAGAUGCUUCUAUUGGUUUUAUACCAUGUCGAGGUUUUACUUUAAUACCUGGUGUAGAUGAUAAACAACGACAAUUGGUAUUGAACGGGUGUAAUAUUGGUGAUGCUCCCACUAUGUAUACAAUGACAGGUUUAGAACCAUAUGAAUUGCCUGUGAUUGGUACUUAUGUUGACCCAAGAAUCAUGCCUGGUUUUCAUUAUAAAGUACGUCCUACAGGUCGUAAAGAUUAUUUGUUUGAAGGUAAUGCGUUACAAUUGGUUAACAUUGGAAUGGGAUAUGGAAAACGUAUGACAUUUAAACCUGACAGCCAUAAUCUUAACAAUAACACAAACUUUUUCUGGAGUGAUUCAUAUCCAGAAGGUUAUGGGUUUGAACCUCAAGCUGUAUUUUGUGGAAUGAAGUUUGAUGUUAUGGACGAUACUCAGCGUAUCGGUGAAGCCACAGUAUUCCGUAGUGAUAAUCCUCAAAUUGAGGAUCAACAGUGCAUUGUUAAAGGUACAACUGGAGUGACCGUAACAAAAUAUAUUCAUGUGGAUGUUACAUGUCAAGUGAUGUUGAAGAGUGAUAAAUCUGACAAUGAGUCUCAUUCCGUUCGUGUUUCUGGUACUGCAGUUGUAGUCAAAUACCCUAAGCAGAACGAGUCUAAAUUAUUGUAUAUCGAUAAUGUUGGUCUUAGUUCUAAGCUUAACUUGGUGUUUAUGAAUCAAAAGUCUCAUAUUAUUUUUCAAGCUAAAUAAUCACAUUAGAUAAUUCAUAAGUUCAGCUUAAGCACUCCAAGACAAGCAUAGAUAAUUAUUUUGUUCCUUUUACAGUUUAUAAAUUUGCCAUUUUCUGUAAAUCUACCUUGAGUAUUUUUUAUUGUCUUAUGGUUUAUUGGUUUAAUAUUCUCAAUUUGUUAGACAUUCGUUAAAUAUUUUUUAUAGUUAUGAAAUAUUUUGUAUUUUUAUUUGUUUUUGGCAUACAACUUAAAGUUUUGAUUAUUGCAGGGUCUGUGUGCUAAGCAAAAUUUAUGGAUAAUUAUUGGUACAGUAAUCUUAUUAUUUUAUUACUGAAUAAAUAAUUAUUUGAACUGAUAAAUUUGAUAAUUAAUCGCUGGAGAGAGCACAAAUGUGUGUUUGGUUUUUAAUGUAUAUUAUUGUUAAAAAUAUAUCUUAAUAAUUUUCUUAUCCUUCACACAUUAUAUUAACUUUUGUGUUUUUUUUUAAAUUUAUUUUUUUCAGUACUCAGUAGUUAACAAUUGAGACAAUUUUAAUUUUUAUAGUAAUU